AUGCGACCCGUACCGCAUCUCCCCGACGAAAUUAUCAAGGAAAUCGUAUCACCGGCGUUACUCGUCCCCGACGAAUCGUUUGCCAGCAACUCAUGGAGGUCGCCCUUCUCGUAUUACAAGCUCACGAGCUCGACGAUUCUGGUCGUCUGCAAGGACUGGCUAAGAGUGUCGACACCCCUACUCUACGAAACGGUUAUCCUGCGGUCGAAAGCUCAAGCUGUAGCUCUCGCCGCUACACUGAAGCAGAACGCCCAACUGGGCAUCUUCAUCAAGAAGAUGAGGUUGGAAGGAGGCUACGGAGCCUCUACCUUCGAGAUCAUGAAACGCAGCCCCAACCUGACGGACCUGUGGAUCACGAUUUCUCUAUGGUCCACCGACAGCGUUAGCGGCUAUCGCAAGGGGUUUCGGUUGAUUAGCCCCCGACGGCUGAUUAUCUGCGAGACCGAACAGUCCAGCAAGAAAUCAGCUAUACGCGUGCAACUUUCCAACGGCUUAGCGGAGGCGAUAGGAAAAGAAUGGACCAUAUUGACCAGGACUUCUCUUUGGGUCCGCUUCGGGGUAGAGGCGCUGGAGCCGGUGUACAAAAGCCUUGUCGCUGCUUCAAGGUUGGAGUAUCUCGAGUUCAUGGACCAGCUCCAUUACCCCGAUUCAUUCCAUGACUUGAUGUCCAUCCCCUCUUUGAAAACCAUACGUGUUCAGGCGGAUCGACGCAAGCCUCUGUUCGAUAAACUAUCAUCGGGGAUCCAAGACGCGAUCAUUGUUUACUCGUUGGAUGUUGCAAUGGUGGGAAAGCGGGAUAUUUAUGACAAAGUGCAUUUUGUGCGGAGGGGUGGGCACUCGUCAUUCCGUCGAAGAACCGAGGAGCCAGCCAUUGUUUCGCAUCCCCUGGAUCCUAAUUACCGUCCACUUGCGAAUGCGCCCCUUGAAGACAGGGCCUUCAUCUGGAAAACCAUUCUCCUCAUGCAGCUGGUCUCGCGGAAACAACGUGCUUUUGUUGGAGGGCUAUCGCGCGUGUCUAAAGAAUUCAGGGAAUGGGCUCUUCCCUUGUUAUACGGAGCGCCUUUGCUCGAGACAGAGGCACACAUACGCAAGCUCGUGGCCUCCCCCCACCUACAUCUCACGAAAUACUUGUGCCUAGAGUCUUUCACCCUCGCCGAGCAACCUGGGAUUUCGCACUAUUUGCAGUCAUUAGUUGUUAACGGGUCGGGUUUGAAGACUGUUACCCAGCGGGGAUCCAUCUAUGCGAUUUCGGAUAUGGAUGCGGAUGGUUGCUUCUCCAGCUUCCGUGCUUGCACUGCAAUGUGGGUUGGAGGAGGGCCGGCAUCUGAAGAGGCAGUACUGGAAGAAGUCAGUUUUAAGGCACUGGUCGCUCACUCCGCGGACACACUUCGCCAUCUUCACGUCGCACUUGACAAAUCCGUAUGGAAGCACUCUAUGACCAUCGACACGGCAUUGAAUAUGUAUGUUCAAUUCCGCAACUUGCGGUCCCUGAUUAUCGGCCAAUCUCCCCUCAGCAAGGCAGUGGCUGUCAGCGCGACACGCCCGAUUCCAUCGGAUGCGUUUCCUCUGUUGGAGAAUCUUGCUGUUUAUCACGACUCGGCCCCCCUUCCAUCGGCCUUUUUAGUGGCAUUGACGAAAGCCGACCUUCCAUCCCUUCGGAGACUCGAUUUACCAGCUCCCGAGGCGUCCCAGGCGGCGAAGGCCUUCUUGGAAGUGCACGGAAAGAAACUACGUAUGAUACGCGUAGCUGGCAACUUCCUGAACCUGUUCGCGGAGCUCUGUCCAAAUGUCAUCACCUGGGGAAUGACACGACCAGUGGAAAAUGAAUUCGCUUGUCUUGCCUGUGUUAAGGCAUCGCAUAAUGUUGCCUUGACCAAGAUAAUCGUAUGUCACUACGCUACCGGAAAAGGAUUCCUGAUGGCUCUUGCAAACACCGACCUCUCUGGUCUCACGAAUCUCCGCGAAAUUCGCCUUAUUGAUGUCAAGUGGCCAAAAAAUCAGCGCGAAAUUGACAAAUCGCACUGGGUCCCCCUUGCUGAAACUCUUCUGGAGAAGGCGAACAUCAGGUUGGCGAACUGGAAUGGGGAGUCUUGGACUCCUCGGUUGAAAAUCACGCCUAGGAAAUAG
Molecule: messenger RNA, 2127 nt
Organism: Coprinopsis cinerea okayama7#130
Lineage: Eukaryota; Fungi; Basidiomycota; Agaricomycetes; Agaricales; Psathyrellaceae
Exons: 9
Coding region: 1-2127 (708 amino acids)
Source: RefSeq, a predicted model, not a curated record